Molecule: messenger RNA, 2480 nt
Organism: Physella acuta
Lineage: Eukaryota; Metazoa; Mollusca; Gastropoda; Physidae
Product: ankyrin repeat and MYND domain-containing protein 2
Molecular function (GO): protein binding
Source: RefSeq, a predicted model, not a curated record
CUAUGCCUGUUUCUAUUGGCAACGGUGUAGCAUUUAUUUCUUCCCCUUUACUAGAAAUUUCCGGAAAUCAAGGGCAGUUAACUAUAUAAUUUCAAGAUGGCUGCAACAGAAGAAGAUAACAGAACACUAGACGAGAAAAAGCUGUUUGAGCUUAUAGAAAAAGGUACAAAUGAAUCUGUCAUUGGCCAUGUUAAGUCCACUAAAGUCAAGAUUGAUUGCCUUGACCCUAAAGGGAUGACCCCCUUACAGCUGGCAGCUUUCCGAGGCAACAAAGAACUGUGUGAGUUUUUUCUGGCUAAUGGGGCGGAUGUCAACUCCAACUUUCAUGAAAACUCAUACUCAGCUCUCAUGUUUGCUGCCCUCUCAGGUAACAGGGAUGUGACAAGACUGAUGCUAGAAGCUGGAGCUAAUGUCAAUCAUAUCAACUCAGUCAACAGAACAGCUGCGCAGAUGGCUGCAUUUGUUGGACAGCAUCAGUGUGUUAGUACCAUCAACAACUUUUUUCCUAGAGACGAGAUAGACUACUAUACUAAACCACAAGGUUUAGAAAAAGAAGCCAAACUUCCCUUGUCUGUGGCGCCAGCACUGUGUACACUCAUCAACUCUACCAACCUUCACCCUGUCAAGAUUUCCAUGUAUUUACAAACCCACCAAGAACUCCUCACUGAAUCACGUAAAGUGUGUCUAGUCCUGUCGAGGCUGGUUGAGAAGAACAUGAAGUCACGUGACGUCAGCGACAUCUUGGCCAUCAAGUGCCACUUUUUCUCAACCGUCAUCAAACUGGCAGCUGAGUCGAGGGAGAAGGAUAAAGAGAAAUCUCUGAACAGCUGGUUCAAAUGUUUAUUGAAAGGCAGAGAGGAAGAUGGCUUCAUGGAGUUCCAGGAAAGGUUGGUGAGACAAGCCCUCAAGGAGUUUCCCUAUGUCAGCUCAGCCUUGCUGCAGCAGCUAGUCAGACAAAUUGCUCCAGUCAAGAUUGGCAAUGAACCAACAGCCAUAUCAGUACUCAUCUCUGGCAUAAAUGGCCAGCAGUUUGCCUGGGACUCAAGCGAAGGAUGUGACACCUGCUGGGAACCAAAGGCUGAGGCCAAGUGUGCCAAAUGUAAAAUGGUUGUAUACUGUAACAAAGAGUGCCAAAGACUGCACUGGCCCACACACAAAAAGUUCUGUGCCAAGUUGGCAGAGGACUACAGGAAACAGGAGUUAAGAAAACAACAGGAGGAAGAAGAGGAGAAGAAGAGGUUGGAGGAAAUGAAGAAAAUAAAAGAAAGUGAGGAGGCAGCCAAGAAGGAUGAAGAGGCGAGUGGUGAUAAUUCUGAAAAGACUGGAGGCGCAUCUGAAGAUUCUGCUACAACAGAUGUGAGCCCUGAGGUACUGGGUGGGGGUGACACCCCACCCACAACUGAUGUGGACCCAGUCACACAAGGUGGGGGUGGCGGCGACACUCCUCCCACAACACAGAAAGAUCAAGUUCAUCCUGAAGAUUCUAGCACCACUAAUGGAACAACAGAAAUUGAGAGCUGAUUUUAACUCCUACUUUUUAGUACUGAUUCUUCUUGACAUAAUUAUACUAAUGUAGCAUAAUGACUUCCAUCAAUCAUGUGACUUAAGUCAUCCUUUGUUUAGUGUCACAUCUAGAUGUCUGUGGCUAUUCCUUAAUGUUAUCUAAUGCUUGUAGUGUCAGCAUAGAGAUUCAGCACAUGUUAUAUUCCACACAGAAUCUUAAUGUUUACUUAUUUAGUUAAACUUUAAAUAUUUCUGAAUCACUGGGCAAGAAACUGUACUUUUUACAGUCUGGGCACCUACUUGAGAUAAUCUCAUUCAUACAUGCUUAUAGUGUAUGUAGAAGUUGAAACUUUCGACUUACAAUUCUAGGAUUAUUUUAAUGGAAUUCAAAGUAAAACUCCUCUGGUAAACUAUACUUGCCCAUUGUGAAUGGGUGUUAAACCUCAACUAGCAGUAUACUACCAAAGGGAUAUUACCUGCUAUUAAAGGCACAUAACUGUAUAUUAUUGGGUUGUUUCCCUUGCAUGAUCAUUUAAUAGUAAGUUAUACGACUAAUUAUUUUGUAUGUUGCCUGUGAGGGCUUUUGGUGCGAGUUGUGUGUGUGGCAUAGUGUGGAUGUAACAAUCUUUACACGGUGUGUUCAUGUGGAUUGUAUUGUGGAUAUAACAAUCUUUACACUGUGUUCACGUGUGGGUGGACUAAUUGUGUGCAUCUGUAGGACUGGUUAGGUCUGAUUUAUUCACUGCCAAAAACAUUCUCAUCUCUCCCAUAACAUUGUCCAUCUGAAACUACAUUUGUCAGUAUUGUGAUGUUUGACUGUCAGUGCCAUUUGUCAUGUCACAGCCAUUAUGUUUGUCUGAAGCAGAGUUGGUGUGAUGUCUGUCUCACUACCACUACCUAUACUGUUGAAGGUUUGAGUAGAUCUAAUGUAUGUAGCCGUGAGUUUGUUUUGUAAUGUACUCUCAUCCAAUAAAAUG